Centrocercus urophasianus (Greater sage-grouse) is the source of this 4767-nucleotide messenger RNA. It is a transcript of the gene CD86, whose product is annotated as CD86 molecule. Gene Ontology annotation, biological process: immune response; T cell costimulation; cellular response to lipopolysaccharide. The record is from RefSeq and is a predicted model, not a curated record. The coding region runs from base 463 to 1455 and encodes 330 amino acids. Lineage: Eukaryota; Metazoa; Chordata; Aves; Galliformes; Phasianidae. Gene Ontology annotation, cellular component: external side of plasma membrane. The transcript is spliced from 8 exons.
CCUACAAUCAAAGGGCUUUUGCCUACAAGCAAAUUCCAAGCAACAGUUCUCUUGAAGACUGGAGCUGCACAGGAGUUCAAGGAUACCCUAGGUAGAGUACUUGUUCGUGUCCUGAGACUUGUGCCGUAGAACUGUGCAUCAUUCAGCAGCUGCUGUGGUCUCUUUCAGAGAUACAAUUCCCUUUGGUUGUGGAGGAAGAAUUUUGCUUGCAGAGGCAGUGGAAUGCUUCAUGACCUUUGGACCAAAGCCUUCUGGACCGUGCCUGAUAGAACUUGCAUCAGCUGAUUAAGGAUUUUUCUUUAAAUAAAGAAAGAGAGUUUUCUCACAACACUGCAGUUUACUGACCCACAUCAUGGUUCAGCAACUGUCUCUGAAGCAGCUCAUCUAAGAGCAACAGAAGUCACACUGUGAUCUUCCUCUCCAGGACGUGUGGAAAUCCUGAGGGAUCUUAGAGCCCCCAACAUGCAGGCAGUCCCGCAACCACCAUCUAGAAGACAGCAGCCAGGAAAUUCUGUGAGACCUUUGAGACUUUUGUCUUCAGCUCCAAAGCUAACCCAUAAAGAAAGGCAUGGAGAAAGUGUUAUCUGUUGUGGAUUUUUCAUCAUGGAGGUCUGCAUAUUCUUUCUUUUUGCCAUAAUACUUCUCCCAGGUAUUGCUGCCAAUGUACAUCACGUGAAGUCAUUUCUCAAUCACACUGCAUACCUAUCUUGCUAUUUCCCAAACUCUCAGAAAACUGACAUAAAGAAUAUAAUAGUUUUUUGGCAAAAAGGUACGGGUGAAGUGGUACACGAAGUUUACCUUGGCCAGGAAAUAUAUGAUCACCUUAGUCCUAAAUACAUAAAUCGUACCAAGAUGGAUAUGGACAAAUGGACUUUGCAAUUGUUAAAUGUAAGGAUUGUGGAUGAGGGGCAGUAUAAAUGUAUUAUUAUGCACAUGGACCAGGGACCAAAAAAGAUCAUACACGAAUCUGAGUGCUUACUGCACAUCAUUGCCAACUAUAGUCAACCUGUGAUAGCACAGCUACACAGUGGGGAACCAAAGCCCAGUGAGAACCUGAAUCUUUCCUGUUCUUCCAGCGGAGGUUAUCCAGAGCCCAAGCAGAUGAUUUGGAUAAUUUCAAGUGAAAACAUAACAGAUAGGCUUAUACAACGCAUGGAUGUCUUACAGGAUGCUGUAACAAAGCUGUAUAAUGUUACCAGCAAGCUGAAUAUCCCAGUUCCUACAAAUACACUCACUAAUAUUAGCUGUUUGCUUCACCUUGGAGAGCAGCAGGGGAGCCUUACCUCAGUGCCACUAGUCAUAGAGAUACAGGCAGAAAAAAUGGAACCGGUGAAAGUAAAUUUCUUUGGCCCACUUAUAGCUGUAAUUGUACUGAUCACACUUCUUCUGGGUUUUUUGAUAUUGAAGAACAGAAAUAUCUCAUCUACCAGCCAGAGUGUCAGUCUCGCAGUCUAAAAGGUAUCCAGCUUGAAAUAGAGGCCAGCAGCUAUAGACUACUGACUGGGAACCAUUUCUGCACAUAGUGAGGUCUGAGGUCCCAUUGUUUCAGAUGCUGUGCCAGAACAAGAAUCCUCUCCAAACACCCUGCAGAACAACAUGUAAUAUUUCCAUCUGAUGACUGAAGUCCACUGUCCAGUGUUCUUUGCUUUUAUUUUUGCUAUAGAACAGUAGCAAAUACAGUACUCUGUCUCUAUGAGUUUUUUCUACCCUUUGGGGAAAACUCUCCUGAUUUAAUGGGCUUUUUGGUUGAACAACUGUCAGUGUUCACCUCAGUCUUCUACAUUAUUAAUUGGCACACACAUGAAUUUCCCUGGCUCCUGGUGCAGUUCCUCUGGCUGCAGUCCUGAUCACUAAGAGGAAAUGCCACCUUGGACCUUCCUGCACUCAGUGGCUUGAUUCACUUCUGAAUGGACCAGUGUGGUUUUACCUUCUGUGGUACUACCUAGAUAUAAAGAACUGAAUUUAGUGAUCUCAUUAAAUCUGGAAAGAGGAGAUGAAAACUUUGCCAUCCACAUGCCACAAAAAAAAAAAAAAAAAAAGAAAAAAGAAAAAAAAAUAAAGAGACCUUUCUUCCAACACAAAAAUGUAUUUAGCAACUGGACAGGUAAGAAGAUGGUGAGAUAUGAAGGGCAGAAAUCUACCCACGUUGUCAACAGUAACAAAUAAGAAGAGAAGCACAGCAAGCCACUGCUCCAACUGUUAUAAGCACAAAAUAUCUUCUUUCCAUUGUUUUCUUUUGCUUUGUUUUUUGCUGAGACUCCUUCACCCUUUGACAAGGCCACAGAAAACAGCCUAGCACUUAGCAGCACUGCUCUCACUGUGGCAGGUUUUUUAAGGGCAGAGGCUGACUUGGAAGAAUCCCGAGCGUCUGCAUAAGGAGAAGCUGUUUAAAAGUCUAAGCGCUCCUCAAGAUCCUGCAGUCUUCAGUUGUAUGGUUAUGUUUGACACCUGUGACUGUUUUGCUGUAUCUUUCAUUAUGCUCUGUGACACUGUAAAAUGCUGUCAGUGAGAGUCAAUGAAGAGAGCAGAACAGCAAGGAUUGCAGAAGUGAAUGUCUCAGGAAUAGAGUUGGGCACUAACCUGUGAAUCAUUGACCUUGCUGAAAAUAUGAUCAGAGUCAGGGUAUUUAAUCAUGGGCCAUAAAUGCUCUGGGCUUUGUACCAGCAACUUUCUUGUACAUUCCAUGGUAGAAAAAGGAACUUAAAGACACUGCCCCACCUUCUGAGAAAAGCCAUGAAAUUUCCAUAGGGCAUUUAAAACUAGAAAUAACUGAAAGAAAAAAAUUGUUUUGAAUGUAAUUUUUUGUUAUUAUACCUUUUUUUUAAAAAAAAAAAAAAAAAAAAAAACUAUCAAAAAUUAAUAACUUACGUAUACUGACCAGACGUUGUAGUACAGGUUUUUUUCAGUUGGAUGCAGGGAUAGCAUAUUAAAGCAUGAGGUAUCAUUCAUUUGUGUAGAAAUCCAGAUAUACAAAGUUAGGCAAAGCAGAUACUGAAAAAAAUAAUAAGUGGGGCAUGUUCCACUUUGGUUGACUGUCUUCUCUCUUUCUUUGGCUUCCAAGUUUAAAGAUACAGCAAUCCAUACAUGAUGCUAUGCUCAACUACAGGAUACAGUUUUACUUUCCAUUUAUUUGUCCCAUUCAAAAUGUUCCAGUCCUCAAUCUUGAACAAUGCCUGCAUUUUAUUUUCUGCAAUGCAACUGACAACUUUCAAGAAAAAUGCAGAAGAUCUGAGACAAAUUUCUUUUGAGAUCUUGAUUGUCCAUAAUAUGGACAUUAACAUUAUAUUCUCAAGACAAAAUUCAGCUCAGAUUUGCAUUCUGGGGACAUAAAUUCUCCACUGUUCCUACUUGGCAAAAAUAUUCUUUCCUGUGAAGUGAUGUUAAGAAUUGCUAGACUCCACCUCAGUUUCACCUUUAUUUCCACCUGACUAAGAGAAUUUGCAUGUUAUCUGGAGUUUGUAAAACCAUGUGGGAGUCAGUUCAUUAAGCUAUUAUGCCAACAAGCCAAACAUUUUUAUUCAGAUUAGUAUCAUUCAAAUUAUCUGAAAAGUCACAGCUCUUAUUUUCAUGUAAGGUUUUAUAUUUGAUAGCAAAGUUAUUUAAUGACAUUAAAAUAUACGUAUUUUUCUGUGUUGGUGAUUUACUCUCCUGCUGUUAAAGCAGUGUGCUGGGGAAUAGCUACACUCAGUGUUCUCAGGGAAGAAAUACUCCCAGAAUCCACUCUCAGAAGCAACUAAUAAGGAAGGUAUUGCUGCAAUGACCCAGAACAGAACAGUGUUUCAGUUGUCCAUUCACAGAGCUGGAUAUAAACUCACAGCUGUGAGUAUGAUCCAACCCGGACCUACUAGCAUAUAUACCUCAAAGAUAAAAUAUCAGAUUGCAGCCUAAAAACUUGACCUUUUGAUCCCAUGCUGCAGGUUGCUAAACAUAUCUCCAAUGGGUCCUUCAAUCUCCUCAAACUCUUGGUCACUAUUUGAUUCCAUAAAUAAAGCUUGUAUCAAAUAGCCAGGUGUACUAACUCAGGAAGAUACUCACCAGGUUUCUCUUGGUCCUUUUAACACAUGCUGUUAUUCAGUUCACUUUUUCCCCCUAACAUUUCGCUUCCCACUGAAGUCAUUCUUCAGCUCAAAUAAUCACUAACAUGGAAGUCUUGCCUGAGCAACAGCUAGAGUCCACAUUAUUGCUACAAACAACAAGCCUCAUAUGACUUUCAUCUUUGAAAUGACUAGAUUCACACAAGCACCCCGUAGACUUUCACUGUCAGCCUCAAAACUCUCAUCAGCCUUGAUGUGCAGCUUGUCAGGCGUAAGGCGUAAUAACCAUCACUGACAUUUUGUGUUUGUCCAUAGUAAGAAACAAUAGCCAGCUCAUGAAGAAGGCAUCUGGAAAUCUAUGCUAGGACUGAGUCCUUCUCAAACACAUUCACUUAAACAAAAUAUAAACAACAACAAAUCAAAAUAAAACAAACACAAAAAAUUACCACUACCAUCUGACUACUAACGCUGCCAUAAACUACCAUCAGCCAUCACUCAAUGGGCUGGGUUUAUUUGUUCCUAAUUAGUGAAGUUGUUUAUUUCCCCCUUUCUCUAAGAAGAAAAUCACUUGCCACCCCUCUACUGCAGGCUGCCAACUUCCUUCUAUUACCUUACCAAUUUCACUGCCUCCUCUUUUCUUGGUCUUGAAACCACUCCUAAAUACCUUCUGCACCUAAAGAACAUUAAAAAGCAAUGAGCUUCAGAGAAAAUCUGAGUUCAUAUUUAUUUAAAU